GCACCCAACUUUCCUCCGCCAAAGACCGACAAACCUCGACCGCACGUAUGUACCACUUGCGGACGAUCGUUUGCACGGCUGGAACAUCUGAAACGACACGAGCGAUCACAUACCAAAGAGAAGCCGUUCGAAUGUCCGCAGUGUUCCCGGUGUUUCGCCCGUCGAGAUCUCCUCUUGCGGCACCAACAGAAGCUCCACCAGCAGGGUGCUGCCUCCUCUCGACCGAGAAAUGGACGUCGAGAAAGCACGAGUGGGAUGCCUCCGACGGGUCUGCAACGGGGCCGGAAAGGUUCGACUGCGAGUACUGCGGGAGGUCCGAACGGAACUGGAUCCGGACCUAUGCGUCCACGAGCAAACACCAUCAGCCAUAUUGAUGCAAGUGCAUUGAACAGCCUAUUAGCGAAUUCUGGCGUCCCUGGACGGCCUGGUGCAUAUCCGAACGGGAUGGCCCAGAACCCCAUGAUGUUUAACCUGGCGAAUAUGAAUGGGUUCGGCGUGCGGGGUAUGCCCAACGGAUUUGGCCAGCACUCGGAUCAAAACGCCCUCCCCAAGCUCGACACGCAGCUAAAUAUGAAUAUUGGCGGCGGGCUGCGCACUGCGCCUAUCCAGAACAUGGGGGACGGGUUUCACAUGGAUAAGAUGUUUGGGUCGGCGUCGACAAUUAACCCUGCGCAACUUCAUUUCAGCGGUGGGCUCGGCUCCUCCACCGGAACCUUCCCCACGUUUCCGCUAAAUGGAACCGCCGGCUUCGAAGAAGAAGAUAACUUCGACUGGUCCGCCGCCGGUUUGGAAAAUGGUGCGAUGAACGGUGACGGUGGUCUGGACGGUUCUUCUCCUUCGGCUUUGAGCACCGCCAGCCAAAGCGGGUUCAGCGAGGUAAUGCUCGACGGUUCCAACAGCAACCUUCAGAACACCUGGCCGCACGUAACCAUGGGCGCUCCCGAUGUGGCACAGGGAGCAUUUUCUUUGGAUACGAUCGGACAGGCGAUUUUCCCGGAAUUGAUACCACCGAACGCGACGCUUUCCUCCAAAGACUUUGACCAGAACGCCGAGAACUUCAAUCUCUUUCCCCGACCAACGAACGGCAAUGCCAUGAGCCCGAACUCGAGCGGCACUGCGGUGCCAGGCCAUUUCUUCCAGCCGCAUAUGACGUUUAACCAUGACACCAACAGUAUGUCGUCCCCUUCGGUCAACGGCAGUGGGCGACCCAGCUCUAUCUCCUCCGUCUCCACCGACUCGAUCACCGAUGCGACGCGACAAGCGCUGUUGAUCAGCUUGUCACAAACUCCUGGGUUUGGGCAUACGAAUCGCAAGUUCUCGCAGACUCCAGUGGGAUCUCCGAUCUCAUCAGGUUACACACCUCGAAGCGAAGCGCCAUCGGUCGAGCUCCCGAGCACGGCAGACCUCCAGCGCUACGUCGCCUCGUAUAUCUAUUACUUUCAUCCUCACAUGCCAUUUUUGCAUAUUCCAACCUUGACUUUUAAUUCUCCAGCGUUUACCACCCAUCUCGGCCAGGGCGUUUCCAUGGUUGGUGGUGGCGGCUGCUUAAUCCUCGCCAUGGCCGCAAUCGGAGCCCUUUACGAAUUCGAGCACGACGUGGGCGAAAGGCUGUUUGAAUACUCGAAGAAGAUGAUCAGCAUAUACCUCGAAGAACGACGACGAUCCGGAAUGACGUCGGGGAGCAAUGCCGGUGCGGGCAUGAUGGGCGCCAACGCAUCGAAUCAAAAAACCCCGCUCUGGCUUGUUCAGGCCAUGUUGUUGAAUUUGAUCUACGGCCAUAAUUGCGGAAACAAGAUAUCCACCGAUAUUGCGACCACACAUUGCGCUGCUCUAGUGAGCCUGGCCAAAGCGGCCGAGCUCGACAAACCGGACUCCGACGUGGAGAUCGAUGCACGACUAUACAACGCACGAACCGGAUCGAUGGACCGAGACAUGGAUCUGGGCGAGGACGGCCUUUCGCCCACAUCGUACGGUCCCAGGAUGUCCGUGGAAAAUACCGAGGAGAUGAACGCCCUGCAGGCGCAAUGGUACCGCUGGAAAAUUAACGAGGAGCGGAAGAGAACGCUGUUCUGCAUCUUCGUCCUGUCCAGUAUCUUGGUGACCGCAUACAACCACCUGCCCCGGAUCCUUAACUCCGAAAUCCACCUCCGAUUACCAUGCGAAGAAACACUUUGGGGCGCCGAGAGCGCACAGGCGUGGCUGGCGAGCGGUGGUCCUACUGCCGAACAGAAUAUCCCGAGUUUCGCCGACUCUCUUUCUUUUCUACUCACUGCUUCUCAGCGGGAUAGUCACCACCACAACCUACACAAUCCCUUCCACAGUGCCUUUGGCUCUUCAAUGCCGCUCGACAACCUCCCUGAGAGUGAUUUGAAGCCCAGCUCGUUCGGCUGCUAUGUGCUGAUCAACGCACUGCAUGUCUACAUCUGGGAGACUCGUCAACGACACAAUAGCCGCCAAUGGAAAACGAGCGAGACCGAGCAAAUGCUGGCCCAAAUCGAACCAGCCCUGAGAGCCUGGCAAGCCGCAUGGAGAUCCAAUACCCACCAUAGCCUCGAACGACCGAACCCCUACGGCCCGAUGCCCGCCAACAGCAUCCCGCUGCUCGACCUCGCAUACGUCCGCCUCUUCGUCAACCUCGGCCGCUCGAAAGAAGCGUUCUGGGCCCGCGACUUCGACGCCAUGUGCGAAGAGCUCGGCCGCGGCAUUGAGAUCAUCCAACAUGCCGACAACUCUCGCGACGGUUCUGAAGGGCCGUUAGACGGCGCCCAAUCCGCCCGUGCUCGCUCUGCUUCUGCGGAUGUCGACAUGAACGAUCUGGCCCCCGGAAGCGAUCCGUCCAUGCCCACUCACCACCAGUCCAAGCGCGAGCGCCAUCUCCGCAAAGCAGCCUUCUACGCCGCCGACUCCCUGCAGAUGGCUGACAAGCUCGGCGUGACGUUCGCGGAAUUCACGUCACGUGAACUGCCGAUCGCGAGCGCCAUGUGCACGUUUGACUGCGCCCAAGUUCUCGCCGAAUGGCUCGCCACGGUGCAAGAGCGGGUGGGCCGGUUCCUCGGCGUGCUUGGCCGCGAUGAUAUCGAUUACUCUCAAGUACCGGCAAUUUUAUUGCUCGAGGACGAGGAUUGUAAGCUGCUGGAAAAGGUCGCGGAAAUCCUGCAUCAUGCGGACUAUAAAAUCGCGGUGGACAUUGGCGCCGCGGCGCCAGGAAACCCCAAUAUCAACAUGGCGGCAUUUUCUGGGCCGUUCAAAGAUUUCGACAUGCGCAAGAUGGGUUACGCGAGCAAGCUACUGUUGACAACGGCCUACAUGAUGGAGAAGGCCGCGGUUUGGCCGAGUAUGUGCCCCUGUCCGGUUUAA
This is a messenger RNA of Eremomyces bilateralis CBS 781.70, 3357 nucleotides long. RefSeq lists its product as uncharacterized. Gene Ontology annotation, molecular function: DNA-binding transcription factor activity, RNA polymerase II-specific; zinc ion binding; RNA polymerase II cis-regulatory region sequence-specific DNA binding. Gene Ontology annotation, cellular component: chromatin. The record is from RefSeq and is a predicted model, not a curated record. The annotation marks the transcript as partial. NCBI's taxonomy places the organism in Eukaryota, Fungi, Ascomycota, Dothideomycetes, Eremomycetales, Eremomycetaceae. The transcript has a single exon. Gene Ontology annotation, biological process: DNA-templated transcription; regulation of transcription by RNA polymerase II.